UUUAUAAGCAUAAAUUUCAAGAUUCAUAUUUAUUUUUUCCAGAACUAAGAACACAUGGAGCAGUCUAAUUCUUUGUCUCAAUCAAAUGCAGAUGACUUCUCAAAUAUUUCACUCAGGCCAUUUCAUCUCUCUGAUAUAGACGAUUUUAUGGUUUGGGUCUCCGACGAGAAAGUUGCACAUUUUUGCAGCUGGGAGCCUUAUGAUACCAAAGAAAAUGCCUUAAACUAUCUCAAAAACAAAGCUAUACCACACCCAUGUUUUCUGGCAAUAUGCCUCAACUCCAGGCCGAUCGGUGCCAUUUCCAUAACCCUGAACUCAGGUAACGACGUAUGCAGGAGUGAACUUGGAUAUGUUCUGGCUUCCGCAUACUGGGGCAAGGGAAUUGCUACCAAAGCAGUGAAAUUGAUGGCCGAGUUUAUAUUCCGGCAACGGCCGGAGCUGGAGAGACUUGAAGCUUUGGUAGAUGUACAAAAUGUGGGAUCGCUGAAAGUUCUAGAGAAAGUUGGGUUUAAGAGAGAAGGUGUUCUUAGGAAAUAUAUUAUUUUGAAGGGUAAAACUAGAGAUAUGGUGAUGUUUAGUCUUCUUUCUACUGAACUUGUACUUUAAUUUGCUUAUGUAUUUUCAUGUACAUGAAAAUUCAAUCAAUAUUUAUAUUUCAAAA
This is a messenger RNA of Mercurialis annua (annual mercury), 661 nucleotides long. RefSeq lists its product as uncharacterized. The coding region runs from base 55 to 606 and encodes 183 amino acids. The record is from RefSeq and is a predicted model, not a curated record. The transcript is spliced from 2 exons. Gene Ontology annotation, molecular function: acyltransferase activity, transferring groups other than amino-acyl groups. NCBI's taxonomy places the organism in Eukaryota, Viridiplantae, Streptophyta, Magnoliopsida, Malpighiales, Euphorbiaceae.